AUGCGAGCGCACCACCAGUUUGAGGUGGUUAAGCCGCAGGAACUCCUCCGUGAUUGGGGCGAGGUACUCCGCGCCACAACCACGCUUGCUGGUGCGCCAGUGCUGCCCCUGAUGCCGCAGCCCGAGCUGGCGCGAACGAAACUUCUCCACCGGGUCGUUCCAGAGAAUGUCUACAACGAUCUGCUCCGCCUCUGUUGUCUGCCCCGCGGUCGGGAUGUCCCGCAUCCGACCCACCGCAUCGAUGUGUUCGAGCGUCACCGCGGUCCGCGGUACGCCACCGUGCACAAUGAGGAUCGUCUCGUCCAGCACUGUCAUCAGUGGCAUCGCCUCAUAGCUGGCGACGAGCAGCUCCAUGAGCUGCUUCGCGUCCUCCAGGCCGUACUUGCCGUAUACCUCCGUCUGGAAGCCGUACUCCGCGUUAACGCGGGAGUCCUCGUGGUUGCCGCGGUUGAUGAAGACAAACGACGGAAAUGCACACAUAAGGGAGAAGAUGUACAGAAUUACCUCCAUGCCGUUCGGUCCACGGUCAACAAAGUCGCCGUUGAAGACAAAGUACCGCUGCUGGUUUGGCAGGUGGCCCGUGAGGGCAAGCACCUCGAGAAGAUCCUUCAUCUGGCCAUGGAGGUCGCCAAUGACAACAACGUCACCCUCCUCUGGAACUGUCACGCGCUGCACAAGCGGGCGCGCGGUGAGAAUGGCGAUUGCACUCGAGACGAUGCGCACCGCCGUGGCGAGCUCUACUACCGCCCCCGACGUCGCCGUCUUCGCCACCGUCUCGAACUCCGCAAUGGAGAUGCCACCCCCCGUUUUCCCAAUUGCGGCUGCAGCUGCCGCGGCUGCUGUUGA
Trypanosoma grayi is the source of this 846-nucleotide messenger RNA. RefSeq lists its product as hypothetical. The transcript has a single exon. The coding region runs from base 1 to 846 and encodes 281 amino acids. NCBI's taxonomy places the organism in Eukaryota, Euglenozoa, Kinetoplastea, Trypanosomatida, Trypanosomatidae. The record is from RefSeq and is a predicted model, not a curated record.